Suillus paluster is the source of this 1431-nucleotide messenger RNA. RefSeq lists its product as uncharacterized. The coding region runs from base 303 to 1130 and encodes 275 amino acids. The record is from RefSeq and is a predicted model, not a curated record. The transcript has 15 exons. Lineage: Eukaryota; Fungi; Basidiomycota; Agaricomycetes; Boletales; Suillaceae.
UCUCGCAUGCUUCUCAUUUUGCAUCAAAGUAACCGUGGAGCAAACACUGCUGACUCGGGAGAUUUCAACGUUCCAACUCGCAUAGCCUGAUUCUCUUUUCGGGAUUAUCUUGAAUUUCCCGUCCGGUGUACAUUUUUAUCUCCGCAUUUGGGAAAUACGGUGCCGCUAUCAGUCCCACGAGACCUACUGCUGAUUUCCACUCUCAAUCUGUACAGUCUUAUUAUUUAAAGCUCACACGACAAAUUCAAACCAUGUAAAUAUAUAAGAGCGAGGCCCGCAGUCGCUUCUCCGAAGAGGGUGGAAUGGACACGCCGCUAAUCAAUACAGGAAUUCAGACGGCGAAGUAUUGCAAUGUGGCUGGCCUAGGGGUUUUGAUUUUUGACUAUUUUUUAACCCUGGAACGUGAAGUUCGGUGGACAUGGACCAGGCGCUGGAAUAUCAGCCGUGUUAUUUUUGUGAUUUCACGCUACAUGCCAUUUGCAGCUGCUGGCAUGACUUCAUAUGCUGCUAUUGCUACACGAGCAAACGAGGAUUGCAAUAACUUCAGCUCGGCUUCAAAUGCAAUCCACAUCAUCAGUAUCGUCGCUGCUGAAGGUCUUUUGAUCAUUCGUACAUAUGCAUUCUGGCAAUACAACAAAAAGUUCUUGGCAGUGUUAUUGGUCUUGGCAUCAAUUUGUAUAGCGUGUGCUGUCAGUAUCACACAAGUUGCCAAUAACCCAUCGUCAAAUUCCCCAACAAGUGACUGCACUUUUCAAGCGGAUCGCAGCAGUGCCAUUCAAUACGGCUUUCUCGUGGCCUACCAACUGUUGCUGAUGUCUUGCAUGGUGUUCAAGAGAUAUCGAGACUACAGAGAUUCCGACAGCCGUCUCGUGAAGGUCAUCUUCAAGGGCGCCAUGCGAUAUAUGACUGCCAUGAUUUUUGUUUCUGUGGUCAAUAUAGUGAUUACGUCUGCGGUGCCGAUAUCGUAUGACAUGACAAUGGACGUGCCACAAGUUGUGCUUCACAGUGUGUUGGCAUCCCGUGUGCUUUUUAGUUUGCGCGAAAGUGACCAAGAGGAAAGGGAGGGGGUGGCAUUCAUGACGUCCACAUUUCGUCCGGACCAAAUACACGCUUCACCUGAGCUUGAUUGAUUAACUCAUGGUCCCAAUUAGCAUGUAUUCAUAGCGUAGAAGAGAGAUCAUCGAUCAAGGGUCACCAAAGUGGAGAAGAGUGUCUUGAAGCAUGUCCAUCUGACGCUAUGUCUGUUCACAAGAUCUUCAUUUCCCAGGUAUCCGAGUGUGUGAUGUAAUGAUGAAGGGAUAAAGGCCUACGGCGAUGCGGCGUGUCAGUCUACUUAUCCCUAUAAUAGAGAUAUUAAGCACACAUCGCCGCCGGAUGUCGUCUAGCCCCUAAUAUCGAGCAGUCGCCGGAUAACCUCGAACGGUUGAGCUU